AUGGAGAGUCGCCGACCAUUAAGAUUGCAGAAGCGUGAUGAAAUACUUCGUAAGCGCGAAGUGGAGCCAAAUGUCCCAGAGAUUGACGAUACGUUUAUUUCGGAUGAGGAAUCAAUUGAGGACUCAGAAACCAUUAAUGAAACCAAAUCUCAGCCCCUAAAUAAGGAAGUCUCUUUUAGUCUGCGCUAUAUAAUCUUAUCUAUUCUAGUUGUUGGUUAUACAGUUUAUAUCUUAAGUGUAUACCGACGGUGCUCCGGUUUAGUCACUCGUUUAGAGGAAGAAGCCUUUAGUAUGCAAAGAAGAGUGGCAGAAUUGGAGUCUUUAUUGAAGAGUAAGUACCGCGAAGUAGAUGUAGCCGACUAUUUAGAAGGUGCCCGUAUUAUCUAUGAUUUAACUACACCGCCCUAUCAAACUAAGAACUGGUUACUUGGCCAGCGCAGUCAAGGCUAUAAUGGAGAGUUGGCUAUUGAUAAAGUGUGCACAAAAGGUCAUUGUUACUCCUUUAAUGGCUCAGAAGGAAAACUAGCUAUUGCCUUUAAGGACGAGAAGAUUAUCAAAAAGAUAGGUAUCAUUCAUCCCAUCUUUGAUAGUAGAAAAUCAGCUAUCAAAAGAUUUAGUCUUGAUUGUAUUGUUAACAACAAGGAAAAAAGAGUAGGUGAGUUUGAGUACGAAAUACCAGGUGAUUCUUUCCAGCAGUUCUUGUUCCCACCUCAGGCCUGUACAGGGAUUGUUUUAAGGAUUAAGUCCAAUCACGGCAAUCCUAAUUACACCUGUAUAUACAAGGUCUAUGCAUUUGAAUAG
Molecule: messenger RNA, 801 nt
Organism: Nematocida homosporus
Lineage: Eukaryota; Fungi; Microsporidia
Exons: 1
Coding region: 1-801 (266 amino acids)
Biological process (GO): nuclear envelope organization
Cellular component (GO): nuclear envelope
Molecular function (GO): protein-membrane adaptor activity
Source: RefSeq, a predicted model, not a curated record